UGGUGCAAGAUUCCUGUUAAACAGCGGAAACGGUAGCUCGAACCGUUUAUUAGUUUGCCCUUCAGAUUAAGCCUGACAUCCCCAGCUCGGAGACAAGAUGAAAGCCCAUGAAAGGAGCCCCUGAGAUUGCAGCCGGAAUGAAUCAAGUGGAGCUGUGGUUGGGUGUUCUGUUUCUUCUGCCACUUGUGAUCCUUGUGAUGCUGUGUUCCAGGUGUAGACUAUUUGGGAAUCGCACUAUAAUCAGAGAGGAGACCAGGAAAAUGGGUCAAAGUGUUCACAUAAAUGAAGACAAGAAGCGAUUUGAAGUAGUUAGAUCAUAUACUGUAUCUCGACCAGAACAAACACCAAGGCCAGGACCAGCGAUGGGGAAUAUGGCUGCCACACAUCAUUCACUUUCACAAGUUCAACCAGCAUCAGGCAGCCCACCAAGCUACGGCAACCUAGAUAUUGCAAAACAAUAUGAACAUGAGCAGGAUUACAUAAAUCCUUUAGCUGCAGAAUAUUAUUGCUUCCCUGCGGAAUAUCUCAAACCUCCUCAUGAUGAUGAUUCAGCUUCAUAUGAAAAUGUGGAGAUAGAGAAAACCGAGAGUCGAACAUCUGUAGAGUCAGGUGGGAGUUAUGAGAACUGUGAAUAUGCUGCAAAAUGGAAGCUUCAGGAGAAACCAGAAGGAAAGAAACAUGGGAAUAACUCUGAUGAAGAUGAAGAUCCAGAUUAUGUUAACACCGUUCCUUGUUAGACCCUGUAAAGGGUGCCUCAAAUGUCUCAGAACACUUCCCUCAAAAUGUUACAUUCAAGUGCACCAGAAUGCCAUACACACAAAAAGAUGUUUGGAGACUUUUUAACGUGAACUGCCAGUACUACAGUGAGGUAUCUUGCCUGCAGGAUAACAUAUCCAACAUUGCUGACCUCCCUCUAUUCUACAACAAAAUGUAUUCAAGCUUUGCUACACAACACAUACCCACUACUACCGAAUCAAGGGGCAAAGGCACGAACAAGCUGAUCAAGUCAAACCCAGAAACAGUUUUUUCUGAUGAAUGUUACUCUCACGCUGGAUGAAGCAGACUGCAAACUCUAGGCUCUGUGCCUUCAACCCUUCUCACCUUUAUGAACUCCAGCUUCAAGUAUUCCUGCAUUUGGAAAGUUUUACAGACACGGAAGAUGUUGCCAAUAAUGUCUUCUGGCGAGUAACCCAGCUUCCAGAGAUGAGCAACAACCUGAAGAUGACAAAACCACAGGAGGACAGGAGUGAAACACAUGGUCAAAUAGCCCUAUGGAAAGCAAUAUAAAGUGAAAAUAUCUAUCAACUGAAAAUACAAUGGAUAGAGGGGGGGUGAAAGAGAGAACAAAAAAAAAAAUCAGGAAUUGCUGGAGAAACUGAUCAGUUCUGGCAACAUAGUUUGAAGAAGGAUCAUCUGGACUCAAAAACAUUAACUCUGCUUUCUCUUGUAGAUGCUGCCAGAGCUGCUGAAUUUCUCCAGAAAUUUCUGUUUUUGUUUCAGACCUUCAGCACUCUCAGUUUUGUUUAAUUUUAGGUGAAAAGGACAGUUGAGCAGUGUAAACAUACAUGCAAGAGUGAAACACUGCACUUAAAAAGUUUUUACAUGUAAUGCUCCCUGCAAGUUGCACAGCAUUCUGGAAUACAAAUUGAGGAUGUUUCCUUUUGAGGUGUUUAAAUACUCAGCAAUAUUCAAGGGGCCACUUAGCAAAACAAUUAGGUGACACUCAGAUGUUACAGGGAACACUGCCCACAUAGGAUUUUUGAAGAAAGUAUGAGUCAGUUUUGAAAGAAGGGAAAGACAGCAUUAGGAUAAGGCUAUUACAUGGACCAAAAGGAACAAGAUGGGGUAAAAAUUAAUGAGGCAAUUGAAUAGUUACAAACUCUAAGACAAAAUGAAGUCUGAGAUUCUCACGUUUGGCUUCAGAAUGAGAGAAUGGUAAGGAAUCAAAGGUAGCAGCUUUUAUUGAGAAGAUUAUCGGGAAUAUCCUGGCCCUGCAACAUAAACUUGGGAGGAAUAAAACUGGUAAGAGAGUGGAGAUGUGGUUCUAUUUUGCAUGUACAACUGUCAUGUAGCAGCAACUACAGUCAGUACAUUUGUUGUUUGGUUUAA
This is a messenger RNA of Stegostoma tigrinum, 2109 nucleotides long. RefSeq names its product linker for activation of T-cells family member 2-like. The transcript has 13 exons. Gene Ontology annotation, cellular component: plasma membrane. The record is from RefSeq and is a predicted model, not a curated record. Gene Ontology annotation, biological process: calcium-mediated signaling; B cell receptor signaling pathway; B cell activation. NCBI's taxonomy places the organism in Eukaryota, Metazoa, Chordata, Chondrichthyes, Orectolobiformes, Stegostomatidae. Bases 108 to 737 code for a protein of 209 amino acids.